Sporothrix brasiliensis 5110 is the source of this 2688-nucleotide messenger RNA. RefSeq names its product ring finger protein. The coding region runs from base 1 to 2688 and encodes 895 amino acids. The transcript has a single exon. NCBI's taxonomy places the organism in Eukaryota, Fungi, Ascomycota, Sordariomycetes, Ophiostomatales, Ophiostomataceae. The record is from RefSeq and is a predicted model, not a curated record.
AUGGUCUUUGCUGGCCUCCUGGGCACCGCCAAACAGCCGCGUCGACGGCAAAGUUCUGUCGCCAGCGGCCGUAGCGGCUUCCUGCGCCCGGGAUCGUCUUCGAGCGCGCGCACAGUAGACGAAAAGGAAAAGGAAAAGGGCAAGGAUGCAGACGAUGCGAUCGACGACAAUGAGGAAGAUACCAGUGGUGAAGACAGUGCCAAUGACGCAAACGACGCCGCCUCGACCCGGACGAUGAAUAGUGCCCGUAGCGCCCGCAGCGGAGAGGGCGCUCGCAGUGGACGCAGCACAGCAGCAAUCUCGCCAUCAUCACCACCCUCACACCCUCCGGACUUUAUCGCCGACGAAACGCACCUCGCGCCCGUCUUUCGUGAAGCGCCCGACCUACGCGAGCUCAACAACAGCUUGGCUGCUCUUGCCGUCGUUUUUCCCGAUGUCCAGGUGGAUGUGUUCCGCGAGAUGCUGACCAGCUUCGACGGCGAGUCCCGGCUGGCUCUCGUUGCCGACGCUCUCCUCAAGAGCAGGGCCACCUGGGUCAAGGGACGCUGGCGCAUCGCCGACAAGGACAAAUCCCCGCCGCUGCCCUCGGCCUCGUCCUCCGCCUCUUCUUCUGUCACUCCGACCGCUUCUGCCAUCUCUGCCGCCGAGCGGUUCCGUACCCCCGAGUACAAAAAAGCCGUCAAGACCCUCGCCAGCCACGAGUUCAUGGGUCUCUCUCGCUCCACAAUCAACGCCGUACUGGCCGAGCAGAACUACGCCUACCUCGACGCCCGCCGCACCCUCGUCGAGAUGUCCUCCAAGUCCUGGCGCUUCACCAUCUCGUCGCUCUUUUUGCGCCGCAAACCCGUUGCCUCCACCGAGGCCGAGAACCACCCCCUCAUCAUCUGGAAGUCCACGGGCCAGGGGUCUAUCAUCCCGACCAUCAAAGCCACCGGCAGCGCCGAGCUCGACCGCGAGCUGUACACCGCCCUCGUCGCGCCGCUGAGAGCACAGAAACGCUCCGAACAGGAAGAUGCUGACCGCACCAUGGCGUCCGCUCUCAACACCGCCGAGGCCGAGGCCGCUGGCGCCACCUUUGAGUGCGCGUGCUGCUUCACGUCCACCACAUUCGAAGAGGUGACGACGUGCAGCAACAGCGACGGGGGUGAUGACGGUGACGGUGCGCAUAUCAUUUGCUUCCGCUGCGUGCAACACUCGGUCCGCGAGGCAGUCUUCGGCCAGGGCUGGGCCCGCACCAUCGACACCAGCCGCGGCACCUUGUGGUGUCCGGCCGUCUCCCAUACCGAGUGCAGAGGCAUCAUCCCCGUUGACCACAUGCAGCGCGCCCUGCUCGACGAGAAGCGUGGUGCCGACACCCUGCAGCAUCUCGAUCGCCGCCUGGCCGACCACAGCCUUGUGGGGAGCGGUCUACCUCUCGUGCGCUGCCCCUUUUGCGCCUACGCCGAGAUUGACGAUAUCUACGUGCCUUUCCACGAGGCUCCGCUACGAAUUCGCGUCGAUGGCCUCUACAGCCUCGCUUUUAUCCUGCUUGUGUCCGGCGUGACCCACGUCCUAAUCCUUCCGCUUCUUGUGUUGUUGGUCCUCGUCACCAUCCUGCCCGGGUUUAUGGCCCCCGUCGGCCUCGCUUCAUGGGUUGUGUCUGCAUGGAGUGUCCUCAAAUACAACUUUGGCGGCGUUGGUAGCGAUAGUAGCAGCAGCAGCAACAACAACAACAACAACAACAACAACAACAACAACAACAACAACAACAACAACAACAACAACAACAACAACAACAACAACAACAACAACAACAACAACAACAACAACAAUGGCACAUUGCGACGGAGAAAGACAGCAGCCUCCAGUAAGCCCAACUACUUUUGCGAACAGGUCUCAGCAGCCGUUACCCGCUUCCGCCGCCGCCGCCGCGGCCAGCAGUUCCGCUGCCAAAACCCGGCCUGCGCGCGCGUCUCGUGCAUCGGCUGCUCCAAGGCCUGGACCGACAUCCACGUCUGCCACGAGUCCAGCCUCGUUGCACUGCGCACCCAGGUCGAGCAGGCCAUGAGCAUGGCCAUCAAGCGCGUCUGCCCCCGCUGCCACACCUCGUUUGUCAAGGCCGUCGGCUGCAACAAGUUGACCUGUCCCUGCGGAUACAAAAUGUGCUAUGUUUGCCGCAAAGACAUUAGCGGCAACGAAGGGCCCGACGCCGGCUACCGCCACUUUUGCGAGCACUUCCGGCCCCACGGCGACGGCCGUCCCUGCACCCAGUGUCGCCGCUGCAACUUGUGGGAGACGGAGGACACCGAGGCCGUGCUCCAGGCCGCCCGCGAGGAGGCCGAGCGCAAGUGGCGGGAAACGGAGCAGCGUGACCUGAGCCUCUCCGAGCGCGCGUACCUGGAGACGGGUAUUGCGAUUGGCGGCGGCACGGCGGCCGGUGGCAGCGUCAGCGUCAGCAUGGGCAGCAGUGGUGCCGGCGGCCCCGGCGUCGGUUUCGGUGCCACACCAACCGGUGCCAUCCUUGCACGGCGUGCGAUGACGGGCGUGGUGGCAUGGGCGACGUCGCUGCUGUCGUGGUCGCCGUUGUCCGGCAAAGAAGACGGUGGUGGUCGACGCACGGCGGCCGAGGCUUUUGACGCUGCCAACCAGGCCCGGUUCCCAACCUUGGCCGAGACCCUGGACUGGCUACUUGAGAGCAUCCUUGUAUGA